AAUGAAGAACUCUUGACUUGCCGGCUUGCCACCAAUGUUUUUAUUUGAGCGGGAAAACACUCAGUACGUUAAUUACUCACUAUUUUUGGUGUUUGUUUUCAACCGUUACUUGUAUUCGUUGUAAUUAUUACAUUCUUCAACCAAAGAUCAAUAUGGUUAACACUCCAACAAAAAAUUACGUUUGUAAGAGAGAUGGACGAAAGGAGGAAGUUCACAUCGAUAAAAUCACAUCCCGGAUUCAAAAAUUAUGCUAUGGCCUAAAUAUGGAGUUUGUCGAUCCUGUCUCAAUUACACUGAAAGUUAUUAGUGGCUUAUACCCGGGGGUUACCACAGUUGAAUUGGAUACUUUAGCUGCUGAAACUGCCGCUAUGAUGACUACAAAUCACCCUGAUUAUGCUAUUCUUGCAGCUCGGAUUGCUGUCUCCAAUCUGCAUAAAGAGACAAAGAAGCAGUUCAGCGAUGUGAUCGACGACCUCCACAAGGCCGUCAGCAGCAAAACGGGCCGCAAAACCCAAAUGAUAUCCGACGAGCACCACGCCAUCGUAAUGAAAAACGCCGACCGUCUCAACUCUUGCAUAAUCUACGAUCGCGAUUUCUCUUACAAUUACUUCGGUUUCAAAACCCUCGAGCGUUCCUACUUGCUUAAAAUCAACGGCAAAAUCGUUGAGCGCCCCCAACACAUGCUAAUGCGCGUCGCUGUCGGCAUCCACGGCUCAGACAUCGACUCAGCCAUCGAAACUUACAACUACAUGUCAGAAAAAUACUUCACACACGCCAGUCCUACACUCUUCUCAGCUGCAACACCCAAACCCCAACUCUCCUCCUGCUUUCUCGUAACUCUCCCCGAGGACAAUCUCGAGGGCAUUUCGCGCUGUUUGACCCAAUGUGCCAUGAUUUCCAAAACGGCAGGCGGUCUAGGCGUCAGUAUUCACAACUUACGGGCCAAAGGCACCACCUUUCGGACCACUUUGGCCGGCACCCCCAAAGUCUCAGACGGGAUUGUGCCCGUUUUGCGCGUUUUUAACAACUCCGCGCGCUACGUGGACCAAGGGGGGAACAAAAGACCGGGGGCUUGCGCUAUUUACCUCGAGCCUUGGCAUGCCGAUAUUUUGGAUUUUUUAAACUUGAAGAAAAACACGGGGAAGGAGCAGCUAAGGGCACGCGACUUGUUCUUCGCUUUGUGGACGCCUGACUUGUUCAUGCGCCGGGUGAAAAACGACGAGAAAUGGUCCCUGAUGUGUCCACACCAGUCACCAGGCCUUGCCGAUUGUUGGGGCGAAGAGUUCGAAAAAUUGUACGAAAAAUACGAGACUGACGGUCGCUAUGUUAGACAGUUACCAGCGCGGGACGUUUGGCGCGCUAUUUGCGUCUCCCAGGUGGAGACUGGCACCCCUUACAUGCUCUACAAAGACGCAUGUAACAGGAAAAGCAACCAACAAAAUUUAGGCACUAUCAGGAGCAGCAAUUUAUGCACGGAAAUAGUCGAGUUUACAUCACCCGACGAAAUCGCCGUCUGUAACUUGGCCUCAAUCGCCGUAAACAUGUUCGUGAAAGCGGACAGGAGCGGCUACGACUUUAACAAGUUGAAGGAAAUCACCAAAGUUGUGGCAAAGAAUUUGAACAAAGUCAUUGAUCUGAAUUACUAUCCUUUGCCAGAGGCGCGUAAGUCGAAUCUGCGCCACAGGCCGGUGGGAAUUGGGGUUCAGGGCCUGGCUGAUGCGUUCAUUCUCCUGCGAAUGCCUUUUGAUAGCCCGGAGGCUAAAGCCCUAAACCGGCAAAUUUUCGAAACGCUUUAUUACGGCGCCUUGGAGGCUAGUUGCGAACUGGCCGAAAAGUACGGCCCGUAUGAGACUUAUGAAGGGUCACCGGUCAGUCAAGGUGUCUUGCAGUACGACAUGUGGGGCGUCACUCCUACAAAUUUGUGGGAUUGGUCCGAUUUGAAAAAAAAAAUCGCCAAAUACGGUGUUCGCAAUUCGCUACUUUUGGCUCCAAUGCCCACGGCUUCGACUGCCCAAAUUUUGGGUAAUAAUGAAUCGACCGAACCGUACACUUCUAAUAUCUAUGUGAGGCGGGUGUUGUCUGGGGAGUUUCAAGUCGUGAAUCAGCACCUGCUGAAGGAUUUGACUGAGAGGGGGCUUUGGGACGAUACGAUGAAGAAUCAGAUUAUUGCGAAUUAUGGUUCGAUUCAAAACAUUCCGGGGAUUCCCGACGAUUUGAAACAACUGUAUAAAACAGUCUGGGAGAUUUCGCAGAAAGUUAUUAUUGAUAUGGCGGCUGAUAGAGGCGCGUUUAUUGACCAGAGUCAGUCGAUGAAUAUUCAUAUUGCGGCCCCGAAUUAUGGGGUCAUGUCUUCCAUGCAUUUCUACGGGUGGGAUAAGGGUUUAAAGACAGGGAUGUACUAUUUAAGGACGAAACCGGCCGCUAAUCCCAUUCAAUUCACAGUGGAUAAAAGCAAAUUAAUUACGAAGACAAGUACAGGGGUUGGGAAGGUUCAAGAGACGAAAACUACACCAGAGGAAGAAGCGGCUCUUGUUUGUUCGUUGCGAAACCCCGAGGCUUGUGAAAUGUGUAGUGCUUAAGUUUAUCAUAAUUGUUUAAUGUAUUUUUCUUGAAUAAAUAAUUUUCUACUCA
Tribolium castaneum (red flour beetle) is the source of this 2631-nucleotide messenger RNA. RefSeq names its product ribonucleoside-diphosphate reductase large subunit. The record is from RefSeq and is a predicted model, not a curated record. Gene Ontology annotation, molecular function: ATP binding; ribonucleoside-diphosphate reductase activity, thioredoxin disulfide as acceptor. Gene Ontology annotation, biological process: deoxyribonucleotide biosynthetic process; DNA replication. The transcript is spliced from 4 exons. Gene Ontology annotation, cellular component: ribonucleoside-diphosphate reductase complex. Bases 153 to 2579 code for a protein of 808 amino acids. Lineage: Eukaryota; Metazoa; Arthropoda; Insecta; Coleoptera; Tenebrionidae.